Molecule: messenger RNA, 4819 nt
Organism: Peromyscus maniculatus bairdii (prairie deer mouse)
Lineage: Eukaryota; Metazoa; Chordata; Mammalia; Rodentia; Cricetidae
Source: RefSeq, a predicted model, not a curated record
CGCGCCGCCGCCACCGCAGCCCUCGGCUUCCCGGGCUGGAAACCUUUGGAGACUGAGCGGCUGCCUCUAGGUCUGCGCUGCCCGCCGCCCCUCCCGCCGUCCCGCGGCUUGCGAGGGAGCACAACGGGGACUCGGGGCAGCCGGGGAAACCUGUGACCCCCCGCGCAGGAGCGGGGCGGGGGACCGGGAGAAGAUGGCGACGCCGGGAAGCGAACCCCAAGCUUUCACGCCCGCCCUCUCGGUAACCACCCUGCACCCGCAUCUCCACCAGCACCACCAGCACCACCAGCACCACGGAAGCACGGGAGGCGCGGGCUUCAACCUGCCCUUGAACCGUGGGCUGGAGCGCGCGCUGGAGGAGGCGGCCAAUUCUGGGGGCUUGAACCUGAGCGCAAGGAAGCUGAAGGAGUUUCCCCGGACGGCAGCCCCGGGGCACGACCUCUCGGACACGGUUCAAGCAGAUCUGUCUAAAAACAGGCUGGUGGAAGUGCCGAUGGAACUGUGCCAUUUCGUAUCACUGGAAAUUCUUAACCUGUAUCACAACUGCAUCCGGGUCAUUCCUGAGGCCAUUGUUAAUUUGCAGAUGCUUACCUACUUAAACCUGAGCCGAAAUCAGCUGUCCGCCCUGCCCGCCUGCCUGUGUGGUCUGCCUCUCAAAGUCUUAAUCGCAAGUAACAACAAGCUGGGAUCACUGCCUGAAGAGAUAGGUCAGCUCAAACAGUUAAUGGAGUUGGACGUCAGCUGCAAUGAGAUCACAGCCUUGCCCCAGCAGAUAGGCCAGCUGAAGUCUCUACGAGAACUGAACGUCCGAAGAAAUUACCUUAAGGUUUUACCACCAGAACUCGUAGAUCUCCCCUUGGUCAAGUUUGACUUUUCCUGCAACAAAGUUCUGGUGAUCCCCAUCUGCUUUAGAGAGAUGAAGCAGUUACAAGUGCUCCUGCUGGAGAACAACCCUCUCCAGUCUCCUCCGGCUCAGAUUUGCACAAAAGGCAAAGUGCACAUAUUUAAGUAUCUGAGUAUACAAGCAUGCCAGAUUAAGACGACUGACCCCCUCUACCUCCACGCCAUGGAGAGGCCUCAUUUACACCAGCAUGUAGAAGACAGUAAGAAGGAUUCUGAUUCCGGAGUUGGAAGUGACAAUGGAGAUAAGCGGUUGUCUGCCACCGAGCCCUCUGAUGAGGACACAGUUAGCCUCAAUGUUCCCAUGUCAAACAUCAUGGAGGAAGACCAGACCAUCAAGGAGGACGCAUGCCAUCGUCCGACCCCAGCUAAAGGAGAAUUUCAGCCAAAGCCUUCCCUUUUGGGUGACAGCAACAGCCCAGGACAAGAAAGAGACCAGUUUGCUGAUGGAGCAGAUGCUCUCCACCCGGGAUUUAUGAACUAUAUUAAGAACCAGACAGAAGACUGUGAAGAGCUUUUGCGGAUAGAAGAGGAUGCUCACUGGCCAAUGGAGGGACUACUAGGUUCAUCCAAAGAUCAGGAUUUGGAUAUAGCGAUGAUUGAGCAGCUGAGGGAAGCAGAGGAUUUGCUUCAGGAUCCCAACGGCCUGAGCACCGACAUUACAGAGAGAAGUAUUUUGAACCUGUACCCAAUGGGCUCAGCAGAAGCCUUAGAAUUACCUGACCCUACACUCAAUGGUCAGCUGCAGCUGGAGACGUCUCCAGAGUGUGAGGUGCAGAAUGACCUAAUGCUACAGAGUAAUGGGAGCCAGUAUUCUCCAAAUGAGAUGAGAGAGAACUCCCCUUCAAUGUCUCCAACUGCAAACGUCACAGCUCCGUUUGGCCUGAAGCCCCGCUCGGACCCAGCCCUCAUUCUUCCUAUCUCCUUCAACAAACUUACGCAGGCACAAACAUGGGACAGCCCUAGCUACAGUGUUCCCUCUGAAGGAGACAGUGACAAUGUGUUUCUAAGACCUCAGAGAAAUUUGGAGUCGAUCGACCCGCAGUUCACGAUUCGGAGGAAAAUGGAGCAGAUGAGGGAAGAGAAGGAGCUGGUGGAGCAGCUCCGCGAGAGCAUCGAGAUGAGGUUGAAAGUGACCCUGCACGAAGACCUAGGCGCAGCGCUCAUGGACGGUGUCGUGCUCUGCCACCUGGCCAACCACAUCCGCCCGCGGUCUGUCGCCAGCAUCCACGUCCCCUCACCUGCGGUUCCCAAACUAAGCAUGGCCAAGUGCAGGAGGAAUGUGGAAAACUUCUUGGAAGCAUGCAGAAAACUUGGCGUUCCCGAGGCUGACCUCUGCUCUCCGUAUGACAUCCUGCAGUUGGAUUUUCGUCACAUUCGAAAGACUGUUGACACUCUGCUGGCACUCGGGGAGAAACCCCCACAACCAACUUCUGCCCUCCGCUCCAGGGACCUUAUAGGCUUCUGUCUUGUCCAUGUUCUCUUUAUAGUACUGGAAAAGCUCUGUCUGCCUCAUCACAUCCUCGAAGAGAAAGGCCUGGUCAAAGUGGGCAUGACCGUUCAAGCGCUGUUGGACGUCACCGUCACCAAAGCUCUGUUCACAUGAGACCAAGCCCUCUCCCCUGGGUGGGCUCAGACUCUACCCAGAGCAGGGGCUCCCGACUCUGCUCCUGGCACCUGCACCGACUCCCCCACUCACCACCUGCCAGUUCCCUGACAAGCUACGUUGACAGGGUUUCAGCCUAUGGGAGGAUUCAGGACCUUUUAGAGUUGGCCUCCAGGGUUCAGGUUGGACGGGUAUUAUCUGACAGCCAGUGAGGGAGCUGGCAGAGAACUGAGUAGCACAUCAUUGCCUUUUCAACCUCCUUCAUCCCUUCCACACUCACCGACUGCCAUUACCAAAUGCCAAGCACAAGCCGUUUCACAGUGAGUCGCGUCCGUCUUAUCAAAACCAAACUUCUUGCAGAAUCAGUGGGGGGGAGGGGGAAUGCAAUCAGGUUUUUUUGCCACCAAAUUUUUUCAAGAUGUUUCUUGAGACCAUUGCCUUUUUUGAGAAACUAUUUUCAACAUACAAAAUAUUUAUAUAAAUAUUAUUUAUUAGUGAGUUGUUAUUCAUCCUUUGGAUGCAAAUUGUAAAUUAGGAAACUAUUUUAUUACUGCUUUUUUGUGGUUAAGCAAUUUAUUUUAAUAUUAUAAAUACUGAGUUAUUUUCGAGCCUCUUGGGCGUGUAGGAGUUCCAGGUCUCAGUGUUCCUAUUUCCUGGUGUAUAUGAUUCAGAAGAAAAAAAAAUUAAACAAGAAACACAUGCUUCUGUGACAGAGAGCUGUUUUCUGGGGAGGUGAUAUCCACCUUUUGAUUUGAGGAACAUCGUUCUUAUUUAUAUUUCUGCAUUCCAUCCAGUUUCCUACAUUCCAGCAGCCCUCUUGUCCCAUAUUAUAAUGAACUGACUGAAAUCAAGAGAGCACCCCAAAGUUACUUGUAAAUAGCUAUGUGGAAAAAAAAAGACAUAUUAAACUUGAAGAUGAAAUGUGAACAGGUUUUUUUUUUUUGACUCAUGUUUCUUUUGCUAUGCACAAAACAUUCACAUUUUAACACAGAGAAGUGGGAAGUGUUCAGUAUAUAUCUUGAAGUAUAAUUUUGCACUGUAUUUUGGGUAAUUGAGGAGCAUCUAGCACCAAAGGUAGAUGUUGAAGAAAUGAAUGAGAAAAUGGAGAUGAUGGAAGGUGACUGUCUAACUAAAAGGGUUAUAGAGCUUGAUUCAGGACACCAGUACUUGUUACGACUGCCGGCAUUUCAAAGAGCGAGAGAUUCCGAAAUGUAGACGCGUUUGUUUUUAUUGUAAUCGAGCUGGUGCUUUUUAAAGAGUCCAGACUUGGAAGCUUCAUAGUGCCUGGUAUGAAACUUGGGAUGUGAGUGGGUCAUGGGGCCUCUGGUGGGAGCUACAUGUGCAGCCAAGCAGACUGAGUGAAGGUGGAGUAAGUAGAGUGUGGGAGCAGCCGGGGGGAGCAAAGACAAGCACACUGGCACUAGAAAGGAGCCAGCCCAGGAGAGGAGCCCGUCCCAUGCUGUCGGUGGGAGAGCUUCACCGAAGGCUUCGCAGGACUAUGCCGGGCAGUCACACCCACGCACACUCAAACUGUCGGUAUGUAUGGGUACCCGAGUCAUUCGUCUGUCAAAAGCCUGUGAAUACUGACUGCACUUUCACCUCUGUACAAAGCCAUUGGCAGUUUCUAGAGUGACAGUAGCCACAGUGAGGGACCUUCAAGGUAGAUACAAGAGACUAUAGGAUGAGUGAGUGCAUUCAACAGAGACUGACCCUCCACCAGGAAGGAUGGAGGGGAUCUGAACAUGGGGAUUCAGACAGGCAGCUAGUAGGUUACUUCCUAUCAAAUGUACUGUGCACUUUAACAUAAAUAUAUUUUACUACUUUUCUGUACUGCACAAAUACCUGUUUUGUCAAAUGGCAUAACAAUGUAAAGAUGGGAGGAUUUUUAACAGAGUGUACUCAACUGGAGCAGCAUUCGGAGCCGAUCUACACAAGGGUUUAGAAGGCCGCACCUUCGCGGCAUUGCGGCGCCGCGUCCUGAAAUAUAUUUUUACAUGUAUCUCUGACGACAUGAAGCUCCAUAAUCAUUACUUUUGGAUAUUUUUUUUCAAAAUUAAAAGAUUUCUUUUGAUAUUAAUUUCCACAAUUUUCUUGAAAUUGGCUGUAUCAUACAAAUGGCUUCAGUAUUUUGUAAAAUGUUUUUUUUUUAAAUGCAAUUCUUGUAUGGAUAAGAUGUCUUCAAGAUGCUUGUACACUGUUUAUCUGUGCAAUGAAAUGUGCAUGGCUGGCUGACCGUAUGAUAAGUAGACAGAAUGUAUAUAGUGCAAACUUUUUAUUAUUUAACAGCCAUUAAAAUUUUGAACUUGUACCAAC